Molecule: messenger RNA, 330 nt
Organism: Volvox carteri f. nagariensis
Lineage: Eukaryota; Viridiplantae; Chlorophyta; Chlorophyceae; Chlamydomonadales; Volvocaceae
Exons: 4
Biological process (GO): intracellular signal transduction; protein phosphorylation
Molecular function (GO): protein serine/threonine kinase activity; ATP binding
Source: RefSeq, a predicted model, not a curated record
GAUGAGGCACGCUACUUCUUCCGCCUGCUGAUCUCGGCCGUGGAGUACUUGCACUCCUCGCAUGUGGCUCAUAGAGAUUUGAAGAUGUGCAACGUGGUGCUGACUCAGCGACGGCCGCCGACCCUGAAGCUGUGUGACUUUGGAUUCGCGAAGGGGUGGGACGAGUCCAGCAUGAUGAACACCCGCAUCGGCACACCCGUGUACAUGAGCCCGCAGGUACGGGUGAGGGGUAAGAAGUACAGUGCCACAGCUGCCGAUGUAUGGGCGUGUGGUGUGAUGCUGUUUGCGAUGCUGCUCGGCCGCUUUCCGUACGACCAUGUGGGUCAUCCG